Messenger RNA from Symbiodinium pilosum, 255 nucleotides. Lineage: Eukaryota; Dinophyceae; Suessiales; Symbiodiniaceae. The record is from the annotation of a GenBank genome assembly.
AUGCCGAGCGCUUUGCCUGCGAAUCUGCAUCUGGACAACUUCAACAAGUAUCUCUGGCCGCAUCGCUUCAUGUCCGUGUCCCUCUUUCUGGAUGACUAUGAGGAUGGAGGAACCGUCUUUCCCUUGUUGCUGAACACCUUCGGACAGUCUGUUGGCACCAACCGCGUCGCAUCAGAGCACCACGAGAUCGAAGCGUGGCAGCGCGCCCUCAAUGCGGAGCGCACCCAGCAGGUCACCGAUGACAGAGAAGCAUAC